AUGGGUCAAAAAAGGAAGUUAAUGUUUUUUACUAAAAUUAAUGUCUUUAUCCUUUUAACUUGGAUAUGUCAUACUGACGAUAAGAUGGGUACCAUUAAUAAACAUUUCCAUCAAAAGAUUUACGUUUAUAGAAUAUUAAGUAAAAAAAAAUAUGGAUUUUUUGGACAACGUAAUGAGAAAGGGGAUUCGAAUAUUUUAAGUGUAGAAACAGAUAUGCCUACUAUUGAAGAGAGCGAUAAAUUAUAUAAAUCUAAAAUAAUAAAUGUAACCGAUAAAAAAAAUUUAACGCAAAGUAUAAGUUCAUUAAAAAGUGAAGUAAAAUUCCAAUUAAAUGGGGAAAAUGUAUUAUCUGUGAACACUGAAAAUGAUUCAUUAUCUAGAGAAAAAUCCUUAGACAGAAUAUGCUUAAAAAACAAAGAUAAGUGCGUUACGAAUCCUAAUAAUGAGAAUGUUAAGAGGAAGAUAUAUAUUAAAUAUAUUUUUCUUGUUAUUUUACCUGUGUUACUCCCAUUAGCUGAAAUCAUAUUGUAUAUAUGUGAAUUUAUGUUGUGCUCUGAACACACUGAUUCUAGUGAUAUUGCAUUGUGUACUAUUUCAAAAAUAAAUGUGGGAGUUAUGUCAUCAUUGACAUAUAUAAUUAUAAUGUUGAUUAUUUUUAUCUGUGAGAAAAUUAUAAAAAGUGAAAAAUUUAUGGGUUUAAGAACUUAUACGAAAAAAAAAAAAUUUACUAUUCCUAAAGUAGGCUUUUGGAUUAAAUAA
Molecule: messenger RNA, 759 nt
Organism: Plasmodium malariae
Lineage: Eukaryota; Apicomplexa; Aconoidasida; Haemosporida; Plasmodiidae
Product: Plasmodium exported protein, unknown function
Exons: 2
Coding region: 1-759 (252 amino acids)
Source: RefSeq, a predicted model, not a curated record